This is a messenger RNA of Suillus plorans, 863 nucleotides long. RefSeq lists its product as uncharacterized. Lineage: Eukaryota; Fungi; Basidiomycota; Agaricomycetes; Boletales; Suillaceae. The record is from RefSeq and is a predicted model, not a curated record. The transcript is spliced from 7 exons. Bases 89 to 805 code for a protein of 238 amino acids.
GAAUUAGUCUGGGUGAGUACAGUCUCAUGCCAGAGGGAACACACAUGCAACAGUGGGUGCGGCUCUUUGCUGACUUCUCAGUCCACUAAUGGCUGCCACGCUUUACUAUCAAAGAUGCUGGAUGAUGUACAUUAUAUGGGUUUGGACGGUUUUUGUGGGAUUUCCGAUGUUGUGGGCCAUCAUCAUCACUCGGUUGCAUGCUAUGUAUCAACGAGACAGGAGGAUCCUGAUAUUUCUUGUUGUCACCUCCCUGGCGAUCAACACUUUUGAUGGAGUGACAACUGUGAUGUCAACGAUGCAUACUUCAGGAGAGGAACUCAUUCUCUCCGGCACCUACCAGUGCAGGAUUAGCUAUACAGGAGAUACCCUAGCUCUGUAUUCUGCAGCUUGGAUACUCUACAUUGUGUGGGAGGUCCUCACACUAUGUUUCGCAAUCUGGAUUGCGGUAAAACACUUCCGUGGACUGCGACAACAUUCGACAGUGGGGAUUAUCGGGGAUUUUUUUACGGUGUUGAUGAAAACUCACGUGGUUUACUUUGUGAGCUUUGUCGCUGUUUCGUGUUUCGCCCUCAUCUUCGAUUUAUCUUCAACAUUAUCAACGGGCCAAAAUCUCGUAGGAAGUCAGACUUAUGAUGGCUUGGCUCAGAUUUUUUUAGUCGUGCACAUGUUUGUGCUGGGACCACGCCUGAUCCUUGGCAUUCGAGAAUAUAAUGCUAAGCUAGUGGCUGACCCCGACCCAGCAUCCCGCAUGACCUCAAUCGCUUUCCAAGAGCGUGUGCAUAUAUCGACUAGCAGUAGUGUAUAAUGCUCAGUGAAGCUGACGCAAACCGUUGUCUAGUGCUUGCAGGGAGCACAGGCAAUUU